AUGGGGCUGUGGACCUUGGUCGUCUCCUCUGCUGUGGUUGCUUUCCUCAGCUGGGCAGGGUACCACAUUCGGAGCGUGAUCGUGGACAACUGCGAUCACUGUGACACCGGCGGUGGACAGGACCCCCAGAAAGCUUUCGAGAGCUAUGCUGAGAGGGCUGAGCAGUGGAAGGAGGGGCGCCUUGAGGAUUGGGACAAGGCUGUUAGCGGGCCAGCUUCGAAAGCCGAGGCGGAGGAGCUCCAGCCCUUUCUUAAAUGGUUCGGCUCCUUCCUGGCAGAGAGGAACAUUAGCUCUGUGGUGGACGUGUCUUCCGGGCACUGGCCGUCGGGCUGGCAGCGCGGCGUGGGCUGGUCGGGCCAGGAUUACCUUGGGGUGGACAUCACCCCCAAGAUGAUCGAGGACAACGCGGCCUUCUUUCAGGACAAGACGCCCCAGGAAUACGGCUUGCGCUCCGCAACCUUUCAAGUUGGGGACAUGAUGAAAGAGCUGCCACCGGCAGACCUACUGGUCACCAAAGACACGAUCAUCCAUAUUCCGAACUGGGCUAUAUUGAAGUUCCUGGAAACCAAUGUCAACGUCUGCCCCCCGCGUUUCAAGGAAGUGCUGUUCAUCCAUGACCGUCCACCUUACUGGAAGUUUCGUUGGGGAGGCGUGCCCCUGGUGCGCCACAUUGUCAGGAACUGGGACUGCCCUCGCUUCUCGGACUUCCACGAGAUCGACUUAAGGGUAGCACCCUAUCACCUCGACGUUGCCAACGUCUUCGAGUUCAACUCUUCCACCCGGGCAGACCGGGUGAUGGACAACCCCAAACUGGUCCAGUACCUGAAGACAGAUUGCGGUGCGAAGUCGGGCUGA
This is a messenger RNA of Symbiodinium pilosum, 855 nucleotides long. Lineage: Eukaryota; Dinophyceae; Suessiales; Symbiodiniaceae. The record is from the annotation of a GenBank genome assembly.